Molecule: messenger RNA, 1582 nt
Organism: Brassica napus (rape)
Lineage: Eukaryota; Viridiplantae; Streptophyta; Magnoliopsida; Brassicales; Brassicaceae
Product: 3-hexulose-6-phosphate isomerase-like
Exons: 2
Coding region: 567-1259 (230 amino acids)
Biological process (GO): carbohydrate derivative metabolic process
Molecular function (GO): isomerase activity; carbohydrate derivative binding
Source: RefSeq, a predicted model, not a curated record
UAUUUACCAGUAACUGGAAAAAAAUGUCUUCGGUAUGCGUCGCCGUUUAGGGCAAAUCUUUAUAAAUGUGCAUGUUAGGUCCAGUUCGGGUUCUAUAUGUUUAAAAUCUAUUGAGCUAUUUAAAAAAUUCAGUUCGGUUCUGGUUCGGUGUUUUUAGUUUUGGGUUCGGAUAUCAUAAUUAGAAACUAACUAAUAUUCAAAUUAAUUUUGAAUCUCUAGAUUCAAGUUUUUAAAUUACUUUGAAUAAAAAAUUCAGAAAUUUCAAGUUUGUCAAACUAAAUAUUAAAAAAAAUUAGAUUUUCAAAUAAAAAUUUAGACAAUUCAGAUAUUUUUAAAUAUUUUAAAUAAAAUAUUUUGGUAUUUUGUGUUUUUAAGUAUUGCGGUUUAUAAAUAAUAUUUUUAUAUUUUUUAAUUAUUUUAAAACUAAAUAUUUAAUAUCUACAAAUAUAUAAAUUAUAUUAUAGAAAUUUAGAUAUCCUGGUCCAUUCUAAUUUUUUAAUUAUAGAAAUAUAGAAUUUUUUAUUUGGUAGGAUCCAAACCAAACGGAAAAUUUUCGGUUUGGAUAAAUGUGUCUAGGCUUAUGGUUCAAAUUGCACGACCGAAGAUCAUAUAAUCAGUCGAACUUGAUCUGUCCACACACAUCAAUGGCGAACGAGAAACUCCACGAAAUGUCGAGACUAUCCUCUCAAAUCUGCAACCAGAUCUCCUCCGUCUUCUCUAACCCCACGGAUCCUUACCCACCGCCGCUUGAUCUCCUCGUGACGGAGCUCACCGGAGUCUCCCGCCGCGGCGCUCGCGUCUUCCUCCACGGCGUCGGACGCGAAGGCCUCAUGCUCAAAGCCUUCGCGAUGCGUCUCUUCCACCUCGGCCUCUCCUCUCACUUAGUCUCCGACAUGACCACGCCUCCGAUCUCGUCUCCCGAUCUCCUCAUCGCAUCGGCGGGUCCCGGAGGAUUCUCAACCGUCGACGCGAUUUGCUCAGUCGCGAAAUCUGCCGGCGCUAAGGUUGUGCUCAUCACUGCGCAGCCGGAGACGGGGUCUUGUGUGAAACAUGCGACGGAUGUUUGUUAUGUUCCGGCGCAGACCAUGGCGAGUGACGGCGGAGGUGCGACGGAGAAGGGAGAGAGGCCGUUGUUGCCGAUGGGGAGUGUGUACGAAGGAGCGUUGUUCGUGUUGUUCGAGAUGGUUGUUUACAAACUGGGUGAGGUUUUGGGUGAGUCCCCUGAGUCAAUACGGUGUCGUCACACCAAUUUGGAGUAGGAACGUUGCGUUGUUUUCGCGUUUCAGUGUGUAAAUGCUUGCUGUUUUGUUUGUAUUACAUGCCACGAGUGUUGGGGGUGGAUUUACAUCCUACCUCAAGGCCCAUUAGACAAUAAAUUAAGCUCAUUUUACUAUGAAGCCCUAGCUUCUUCCUUGUAUAAAUAAAGAGAUGCCUCUCUUUAUCAAGGGAUAUCUUCUUCCUCAUUUUAGACUUAGAACACUUCUUACAAAGAUUUUAUACAUUCUUUGAUUCACUUUACACUAGAAAUCAUUCUUGUAAUGUAAUCUUUGAUUAAUAAAGUCUUUUGAUGUUUUCUUUCUCA